AUGCUCUGCACCUUCGUUCUGUGGACUUUUCGUGGGGUGUGCGCGUGCAAAAGGUCUGCGUGCCAGCCGCUUCAAAGGGCCUGGGCCUCUAGCUCGUGGAGCGGUGUUUUCUUCUUCGCCCUUGUUUGGCCCCUUGCCACGGUGGGUCUGGCCCUGCUCGCCUGUCGGCUGUACCCGCACUUUGGUGUUCGGUUUCUCCCUGCCCUGUGGACGGGUUCCGUUUACGCCCUCGCUUUCUGGGAUUGCGGGUCAGGCAAAGUGUGCAAGCGUGUUUGCGAGACAUGGGCAUCCAUCAAGCAGCAGUCCAUGUACCGAGGAGGUCUGCAGGAGUUGUUGACCAAAAUUGGAGCGGACAGAUCGGCUUCUCAAGUCACACCUUCGCAGCAGCUCUCCAAAAAGGAAACAGUGACGUGCCACUCCUUGACCGCCUUCGCGGCCUGGUUGCCGCUGCCGAACAAGGGCUUGCCGGAGAGUGGAAUCCGGACGGACGUGGGCUCGCGAAGAACGGUGCUAGUAAAGAAGCUGGCAAAGGAAAAGGUUGCCGGGUGGAAACUGUCGCAGUCCGACUGGCCCGACAAAGUUGUUCUUACUUGUGGUGCGGACGAAUUUGCGCAAGUCAUCGAAGAAAAGGUCGCUGAUCGGAAGUUCGUCGCCCUUGCCCACACGAAGGAAGAAGCCCAGGAAAUCAUCCACCAGUGUGAGUCCGACGACAAGCUCAAGGUCUUGCUUCUCGUCCCGGGAAAUGCUGAGUCGCAGCCAGAGUUGGUUCUGUCCGGAGCUGCAGCCGCUGAUACGCGUUUUAGCUGCAGUCAGUACCCGGGCCGGCAUAAUGGUCGAGUUGCCACUAGAACUUGUUGGGCUUAUAGACUCCACGCUGAGGCCCCUGCCUUGAAGUUUAGCGUCGUCGUGAAAGGUGAUGCGCACCCUACGGUCGGAGCCCUUGUAAAAAAGCCUCCUGGUGUUUUGAAGGAUGACAAGAAAGCCACCACUGUGGUCUUGAGAUUCCAGCUGGACAAGCGUUACGUGUCCGCAGACACAUGGAAGCAGUGCCUUGCCAAGGCUGGAGAACAGUGGAGGGUUGAACUUCCCAGUGGCUGGGAGUACGAAGACGUCGAGGAGCUUGUCAAAGCUUCUGGUUUUCAAGAGGUGUCUUUAGUCGCAAAAGUGCCACGACGCCAAGGCGUAGCUUGGGUUUUUAGAGCGGUUCCCGAGAAGUCCCACGCUACUGCUGAGUCCGUCCAACUGUCCUUUGACGUUGAUGCUCCUCCCAUCACCAUCGUCAAGGAGACACCGCGCAAGCCAGUCAAUUACAGGGUCAAGCAGUUGUUGGGAGAGAGCGUGAUUUCUUUUAAGCCCGGAAAGAAGAAACCCGAAUCCGCGAAGCACGCCGAUGCUGCCCGGGAUGCCAGAACAGAUGCCAUGGAUGUCGAAGCUGAAGAUCUUGAGCAGAAGCCAAACGACGAUACUGCUAGGGAUGCUGGUAAAGACAAGAGCCAAAGCGGUGUUGUCGCCGGUUUAAGUCCUCCCCCCAAGAGGUCCAAAGGUAACGGUUUGCCGCUUGAAGCUAAGGUCGUGCCAAACUCUGGAGAUGGCAACUGCCUGUUUGAAAGCAUCGCUCAGGGCAUGUCGUCGGCUGAGGGGAAGCGACGCACCAAGGGACAGAUCCGCAUCGCUUGCUGUAGUCAUCUGGAAAGGCAUCUUGAUGAUUACGAGCCGUUCUGGGAUCACAAGAACCCAAAUGGCAAAAAAAGCGAAGGAAAUUUCAAAGGGUACAUAGACACCUUAAAAAAGGUUGGUAGCUGGGGAGGCUACUUGGAGAUUAAUGCCAUCUCUUCUACCCUUGGAAUCAAGGUUCUUGUCUGGCACAAGCCUAGUGAUCUGGUGCAUAGGUUCAACUCUGAAGCCAGCGGUCCGACAAUUUGCUUGCUUUACGACCGCGAAAACAAGCAUUACGAAUGGGUUGACGGGCCCGUGCAAGAUGAGUUCAUUGACAAAGCUGUUGAUGUCUGCAUCUCCAAGGCAGAAGAUUACCGAGGCUUAUCUGACAUCCCUGCCAGCAUCGCCAGGUACAGGCACCUGCCAAAGCUGCACAGGCGGAGCAAGGCUCUCAGUCGUGUCUGCGUCGACCUCCGGGGCUGCCAAGUCGUCUCGCGGUCGUAA
Molecule: messenger RNA, 2160 nt
Organism: Symbiodinium necroappetens
Lineage: Eukaryota; Dinophyceae; Suessiales; Symbiodiniaceae
Source: the annotation of a GenBank genome assembly